AAAAAAAAAGAUCCCAUUGAGAAGGAACAGUGAGGAGGCUAGCACCACCACCACCACCAACGAAAGAGAGAAAAGUGGAGGAGAGAGAGAGAGAGAGAGUUAUGUUGAAAGCCACACGGUCCCAAAAUAGUCACAAAGGAAAAAGAAUGAGAUUGUUUUUGUAAAUUGUAUUAUUAUUAUUAUUAUUAUUAUUAAUAAAUCCCACUGAUCCAAUACAGCCUCAGGUGUAAUCCAAAACAAAAAAAGUAGAAUUUUUUACAAACACCCAAUUUUCUUUCAAAUCCCAACUAUUUCUAUUUCUAAUUUCUAUAUUAUCCUUUUUUUUUUUUUGAAUUUUCUUUAAUAAGGAAUACCGACGAAUAGGGAGAUUUGAAAACGGAGAGUCUUCUUUUCUUUUCUUUUCUUUUUUUAAUUUUUAAUUUUUAUUUUCCGAAGAAGCAGAGAUUUGUAUUGUUUGUUUUAUUUAUCGGAGCGAGAUCAGAUUGUAAUUUGAGUUAGAUCAGAGACGGUAGAGAAGAAUACACAGAGAGAUGUCGUGCUCAUCGUCAUCGGGGUCGGAGGAGGACGAGGAGGGCAUUGACUCUUAUAGGAAAGGAGGAUACCACGCUGUUCGUGUCGGCGAUCAGUUCAACGGAGGACGUUAUGUGGCUCAGAGAAAGCUCGGUUGGGGUCAGUUCUCCACCGUUUGGCUCGCUUACGACACCACCACCUCUAAGUACGUUGCUCUUAAGAUCCAAAAAAGUGCAGCACAGUUUGCUCAAGCUGCUCUUCAUGAGAUUGAAGUCCUUUCAACUAUUGCAAGUGGUGAUCCCUCAAAUUCCAAGUAUGUUGUGCGGCUCAUUGACCAUUUUAAGCACACAGGCCCUAACGGGCAGCAUCUCUGCAUGGUCCUUGAAUUUCUUGGUGAUAGCUUACUCCGGCUAAUCAAGUACACCCGCUACAAAGGAAUUGAAUUGAAUAAAGUUAAAGAGAUUUGCAAAUGCAUUUUGAUAGGUCUGGAUUACUUGCAUAGAGAACUUGGUAUAAUCCAUACUGACCUAAAACCAGAAAAUAUUCUUCUAUUCAACACCCUUGAUCCUGCCAAAGACCCAAUUAGGUCUCACCUCAGCCCAAUUCUUGAAAGGCCCGAGGGAAAUCCAAAUGGUGGAGUUACCAUGAAUAUUAUUGAGAAAAAGUUGAAACGAAGGGCUAGGAGGGCAGUCGCUAAGAUAUCUGAAAGAAGAGCUUCUAUGGGAGGGGCUCCAAAAUCAGAGAGAAACCUGGAUGGGAUUGAUGUAAGGUGCAAGGUUGUGGAUUUUGGAAAUGCAUGUUGGGCUGACAAGCAGUUUGCAGAAGAGAUUCAAACGAGGCAGUAUAGAGCUCCUGAAGUGAUACUGCAGUCUGGUUAUUCCUUCUCUGUUGAUAUGUGGUCAUUUGCUUGCACUGCCUUUGAGCUUGCUACUGGUGACAUGAUGUUUGCUCCAAAGAGUGGUCAAGGGUUUUGUGAGGAUGAGGACCACCUUGCUCUGAUGAUGGAACUCCUUGGAAAGAUCCCACGGAAGGUAGCGAUUGGAGGAGCUCGAUCCAAGGAUUUGUUCGACAGACAUGGAGACCUAAAGAGAAUCCGAAGGCUGAAAUAUUGGUCACUUGAUAAAUUGCUGAUUGAUAAAUACAAAUUUUCUGAGACUGAUGCUCGUGAGUUUGCAGACUUUCUUUGUCCCCUUCUCGAUUUUUCACCAGAGAAGCGACCGACCGCGCAGCAGUGCCUGCAACAUCCAUGGCUGAAUCUCAGCGAUUCAACCCAGAGAGAAAUGAAGAAUGAACCAAGUAUUGAAAAGGUUAAUGUUGGGAUGAGCAACCUUCAGCUCAAGGUGGGAAAGUGAAGAAGGGAUGAAGCGUGUUGAUACCAUACAACACUAGUCUCAUGCCCCUCCCUCCACCUAUAUGACUUUUGAUUGUGAUUUAUUUUUGUUUGUUACACUCCUAAUAAGAUUUAUUUUUUUUAUUAACUAUAUAUUUUAUAAGAUGUAAAUUAGUAACGAUUCUUGUGACUUGUGAGGAAAAUACGUCACUGUGAUGACAUACUUGGUGGUGUGUGUAACUAGCCAGCCGAAACAUUACAUUACCACUGUUCUUUUAUAUGAUAUUUUUUACUGACGUGAAUUUUUACAUCACAAA
Molecule: messenger RNA, 2157 nt
Organism: Ziziphus jujuba (common jujube)
Lineage: Eukaryota; Viridiplantae; Streptophyta; Magnoliopsida; Rosales; Rhamnaceae
Exons: 4
Coding region: 531-1862 (443 amino acids)
Biological process (GO): regulation of mRNA processing; spliceosomal complex assembly; protein phosphorylation
Molecular function (GO): ATP binding; protein kinase activity
Source: RefSeq, a predicted model, not a curated record